Messenger RNA from Rotaria sordida, 588 nucleotides. Lineage: Eukaryota; Metazoa; Rotifera; Eurotatoria; Philodinida; Philodinidae. The record is from the annotation of a GenBank genome assembly.
AUGGGCGAUACGAAUGGACAAGUAGUAGCUGGUGGUCAUGGUCAAGGAAAUCGAUUGGAUCAAUUGUAUUAUCCAAGCGAUGUAUUGAUUGACAAAGAGACGGAUAGUCUCAUUAUUUGUGAUCAACGAAAUCGACGAGUCGUACGAUGGUCUCGUCGUAGUGGUACAACUCAAGGAGAAAUCCUCAUCGACAAUAUCAGUUGUUGUGGAUUGGCCAUGGAUGAUCAGAGAUGUCUCUACAUCUCUGACAUUGAAAAACAUGAAGUAAAACGAUAUCAAAUAGGAGACAAGAAUGGAACUCUUGUGGCUGGUGGCAAUGGUAAAGGUGCUGGUCUCAAUCAACUCAACUAUCCGACCUACAUCUUUGUCGAUCAACAACAGACUGUCUACGUGCCAGAGCAAAACAAUCAGCGUGUAAUGAAAUGGAAUAAAGGUGCAAAAGAAGGAAUUGUUGUCGCUGGAGGUGAAGGCAAAGGGAAUGUUCUGACACAAUUGUCGAAUCCUUACGGACUACCUAUUCAACGUUUACUUAAAUCUAUAUCAACAGCAUAUAUUGAUUAUCAAUUAUUAAUUAAUUCAGUGGAUUAA